CCAGUGUAGGCAGGAGAACCGGAGCUCACUCCACCGGCGAUUGGCCACUAUAAAUCCAACCAAAUUAAACAGCCAGUGAGCAAGACCAAACAUCGACCCCAAGCAAGAAGAACCCUGCCGGCCGACCGACAAGUAAUGGCAGAGGAGGAGGAAGCGCCAAAUCCGCCGGAGCGGAAGCCAAAGCCAAAGCCGCCGAUGUCGCGCGUCACGCGGCUGGCCCUGCGAGCCGUGGACUACGUGGCCGACGCCACCCGCCGCGACGACGGCACCUUGAACCGCCGCCUGCUCUCCCUGCUAGACCCGCGCGUCCCGGCCUUCUCCACACCUUGCCGCGGCAUCGCCUGCCGCGACCUCGUCCUCGACCCCGCCCACGGCCUCGGCGCCCGCCUCUUCUUCCACCGCCCGACGCUCGCGGCCGAGGCUCUCCCCGUGAUCGUCUUCUUCCACGGCGGAGGCUUCGCGUUCCUCUCGGCGUGCUCGCUCCCCUACGACGCCGCGUGCCGCCGCAUCGCCCGCUACGCCUCCGCCAGCGUCCUCUCCGUUGACUACCGCCGCGCCCCCGAGCACAAGUUCCCCGCCCCCUACGACGACGGCUUCUCCGCCCUCCGCUUCCUCGACGACCCCGAGAACCACCCCUCGGACGUCCAACUCGACGUCUCCCGGGUCUUCCUCGCCGGGGACAGCGCGGGGGGCAACAUCGCGCACCACGUCGCCCGCCGCUACGCCGCCGCCGAGUCCUCGACGUUCAGUAACGUCCGGAUCAAGGGCUUGAUCGCGAUCCAGCCCUUCUUCGGGGGCGAGGAGCGCACGGGGUCAGAGCUCCGGCUCGACGGCGCGCCCAUCGUGUCCGUGGGACGGACCGACUGGAUGUGGCGCGCGUUCCUGCCGCCGGGCGCCGACCGGAGCCACGAGGCAGCGUGCCCCGAUGCGGCGGCCGUGGAGGAGGAGGAGGAGUUCCCGCCGGUGCUGCUGGUGGUGGGCGGCUACGACCCGCUGCAGGACUGGCAGAGGCGGUACGGGGAGGCGCUGAGGGGGAAGGGGAAGGAGGUGGAGGUGCUGGAGUACCCGGAGGGAAUCCACGCCUUCUUCCUCUUCCCCGAGUUCAGCCACGCGCGCGACCUCAUGCUGCGCAUCGCCGAGUUCGUCGCCGGCAGCAGCAGCCGCGGCGGUGGCGGCGAGUGACGUAGACCAGCCUGUUUGCUUGGGGUGGCGUGUUUUGCUUGUAGUUUCGUCCCGUGGUGCGGCGGCCUUUUUGAGUCUUACUUUUGGUUAAAGCUUGGCGCUGAUGAAUUUGAAAACUAGACUAGGUUGGUGUUGUGAUUCUGUACGUGGUGGUUCAGCAGCAAUGUGCCGAGCAUAUACGUACACAGGUCAGGUGCUAAAGAAUCAUCGUUCGCGAUUUUCUUAGCGUCUAUUUUUGGGACCCAUGCAUAAGACUUAUUUAUUUUCGUCUUGCUAUAGCAUAGUUUGGUUGGUAUUUUUUAAUAAAUCGGUCGUAUUCUGCACCGUC
Brachypodium distachyon (stiff brome) is the source of this 1510-nucleotide messenger RNA. RefSeq names its product probable carboxylesterase 18. The transcript has a single exon. NCBI's taxonomy places the organism in Eukaryota, Viridiplantae, Streptophyta, Magnoliopsida, Poales, Poaceae. Gene Ontology annotation, molecular function: hydrolase activity. Bases 136 to 1182 code for a protein of 348 amino acids. The record is from RefSeq and is a predicted model, not a curated record.